This is a messenger RNA of Letharia columbiana, 2547 nucleotides long. RefSeq lists its product as uncharacterized. NCBI's taxonomy places the organism in Eukaryota, Fungi, Ascomycota, Lecanoromycetes, Lecanorales, Parmeliaceae. The coding region runs from base 1 to 2547 and encodes 848 amino acids. The record is from RefSeq and is a predicted model, not a curated record. Gene Ontology annotation, molecular function: RNA cap binding; protein binding; mRNA binding. The transcript is spliced from 6 exons. Gene Ontology annotation, biological process: mRNA export from nucleus; nuclear-transcribed mRNA catabolic process, nonsense-mediated decay. Gene Ontology annotation, cellular component: nuclear cap binding complex; nucleus.
AUGGCAGACUACGAUAGGAGAAACGGUGGACCACGAGGGGGCUACAACAAUAACCGCAAGCGGCACGAUGAUGAACACGACCGCCGACCGCAGCGCAGAAGAUAUGAGGAACCCUUGCAUCUCAAAGUGCGGAAGCAGCUUCUUGGGGUCGCAGAAUCCCCGCUGAAGAGAACCGACGAAGAGAUCAGCAGUAUCGCGAAACUCGUCGUGGACAACUAUGACGAUGAGGGUAUCCGAAGACAGUUCUUUGAUUUGUCACUACAGAUUGUUGUCGAACAACCCUUCAAGAUCCCUUUUGUUGCUGCAAUACUUAUCGUCAUCAAUCCACAGAAACCAGAAGUAGCGCAAGAGAUAUUGACGAGGGCAGCAAAGGCAAUACAGGAAUACCUCGAGGCUGGACACUGGCGUGAAGUCAAGCUGGUCUUGCGGUUCUUGGCCUGCUUGCAGGGUCUGCUUGAAGAGGAUGGCGUAUUUCCAUUAUUGGAGGAGCUCUUUUCGAGAGCCGUCGACUUGCAGACUGCAUCUUCCGAAGAUAGCCUGGGCCUGGAACUCGUCAAGAUUAUCUUGCUUACGAUACCGUAUGCUAUGGCCUCCUCCGCAACUGGCUUUGAAGAGCGUGCAUUGGCACUGUUGGAUAAGACGGAUAUCAUUGCAUCUACGCCUCACGCCUUAGAAGCUCUCGUAAAUCCUUAUCCAGGGAACGAUGAAGGAGAUGCUCAGGAACCACAAAGCAUCAUCAAUUUGCUGCAAAAGCAACUGCAGGGAGAGGCUGGGCAAUCUUGGAAGCUGGCGUGCAUUCCCCGUCCUUGGAACGUCAGAAAGGAAGAAGAUACAACGGAUACAGCCGUUGCAUCAAAGAAGCAUGCUUUGCCUGAAAUCAACAUCCCAUCGCCCGUGGCACCAGGUCCACGGCCAAUGCUUCCCGAGAUAUACUUCUCAGUCUAUGCGGAUCAAGACAUUGAGACAGUCCCAUCAACGUCUGAUGUAGCAUCAUCAAUCCUCCGAGAUUCCCUAGUUGAUACCAUCAACAUCCUCGACUGCAACCGCAAUGCAACUGCCAAAUUUCUAAUCGAUCUCGAUUGUUACUUCUCCGCUGAGACUUUUGUCAAAAGAGCGACACAGUUCGACAAGCUACGGAACGUAGAAGAGGGUCGCUCGACUUGGAAGCCGGAGGAUGUCGCUGUUGACGCUGUGUUUUCCCAACUCCUGCAGCUACCUAUGGCGGAGCACAAGCUUGUCUACUAUCAUUCUGUCCUGACUGAGGCCUGCAAAAUUGCGCCGGCGGCAAUUGCACCUAGUCUGGGCCGUGCCAUUCGAUGGUUGUAUAAGAAUGUGGAUGGGAUGGACCUUGAGUUGGUGUAUCGUUUCAUGGACUGGUUCUCCCAUCACCUGAGCAAUUUUGGCUUCACCUGGAAAUGGACUGAAUGGGUUGACGAUGUACAACUGCCAUUGAUACAUCCCAAAAAGGCUUUCAUGAUGGGAGCACUGGAGAAGGAAAUCCGUCUCAGCUUCGCUGCGCGGAUCAGAGGGACCCUUCCAGAGCCAUAUCAACCACUCAUAUCGGAAGCCAAGGAAAAAGACACCCCCGAUUUCAAGUACAGUUCUGAUCGUAAGCAUUCAAUCCUCGUUGGCUUGGAACCCACGAAGCUAAUUUCCAAAGAAAUGCCCUACUCCGAACCCGCCAAAGAGAUCCUUCGCCUUCUCCGUGCCAAAGCUCCCGACACGGAUUUACAAAGUCCACUCAGCACCAUUGAAGAGACCGCAGAGUCUCUUGGCGUGACAGAUCCACUCGUCCCAUCCACAGACGCCUACGUAACGGCAAUUUGCUUCCUUGGCAGCAAGUCUCUGUCCCACGUACUCUCGCAGAUUGAGCGCUGUAAAGACCGCCUCUUGUCAAUUGGAGCUAAAAGCGAACUCGCCCGAAGGCAGAUUAUUACAUCUGUUAUGGACUAUUGGCACGAAAAGCCAGGGAUAGGCGUCAAUGUGGUGGACAAGCUUCUAAAUUAUACCAUACUAACGCCGAUCAGUGUAGUCUUGUGGGCCUUAAGUGAUCAGCUAGGGAAAGGGGAAGGGCUUGUUCUGAGCCAUGUUUUCGAGAUGGUUAGCAGCACGGUGACAAAAGUUACCAACCGAGUACGUCAAAUCGUGGUCGCCCGCAAUCAGCCUGGCCUUCCUGGCGACCAGGUUGCGAUCCUCGAUGAGACUUUAAGCAAAGAGAGGGACGAGAUGGGAAAGCUCUUCGCUGUCAUCGAAGAUGGCUUGGUUGGUGUUGCUGGUGGCAGCGUGGAUGACAUGGCUGAGAGCGCGGAUCAAGAUUUGAAAGGGGAGGCGAUGUUAAGAGGUUGGGGAGGACGGUGGUUAAGGGUGUUCAGGAGGAAGAUGGCUGUCGAAGAAGCAUGGGUGCAGGAGACGAUGAGUUUUGUUGUGCAAGUCGUCGAUGCUUCUGGGUUGGAGAUUGCUGUGGAGCAGAACGGCAACGGGGAGGCAGUUGGCGAUGGAGCUGGAGAGGAGAUGUCUGAAGACGAGGCGCUCGCUGGGAUUCUGUGA